AUGAGGAGAGUUUUUGGCGCGAAGAAGAACACAGAGCCACCACCGUCCAUUCAGGAUGCCUCUGAUCGGGUUUCUCCUCUCGUCUCGAAUCAUUCUAUCUCUUUUCCUCCGAUCAAUAAAAGAGGAGAUUCAGUAGAAGAGAAGAUAAAGAAGCUUGAUGUCGAACUCUGCAAAUACAGAGAACAGAUUAAAAACACGAGACCUGGUCCAGCUCAAGAAGCUGUCAAGGCUCGUGCUAUGAGGGUUCUGAAGCAGAAGAAAAUGUACGAAGGACAACGCGACAUGCUCUACAAUCAGACAUUCAAUCUCGAUCAAGUUUCAUUCGCCGCUGAAGGACUCAAAGACGCUCAACAAACUAUGACGGCACUAAAAUCUGCGAACAAAGAGUUGAAAGGAAUGAUGAAAACCGUAAAGCUUCAAGAUAUUGAUAAUCUGCAAGACGAGAUGAUGGAUCUGAUGGAUGUGAGUUCUGAAAUUCAAGACACACUUGGUAGGAGCUACUCUGUUCCUGAUGGCCUUGACGAAGAUGACCUCAUGGGAGAGCUUGAAGCUCUUGAAGCUGACAUGGGAGACGAGACCGAAGCAGAUGGAAUGCCUUCUUAUCUCCAACCUGAUAAAGAACCUGAUUACAGUGAUGAACUCAACUUGCCUGCCCCACCCAAUAGACAAACCGGAGCUCCAUCUAGUCGAGUUCAGGCGGAGGACGAUUUUGGAUUGCCAGCGGUACCACAAGCUUCUCUCCGGGGAUAA
Molecule: messenger RNA, 750 nt
Organism: Microthlaspi erraticum
Lineage: Eukaryota; Viridiplantae; Streptophyta; Magnoliopsida; Brassicales; Brassicaceae
Source: the annotation of a GenBank genome assembly